AUGGACAGUAAUGCGGCCGUGCAUAAUCCCAACUACGAAACCUUCAGAGAAUUUGUCUCCCAAGCUCUUAUUCACAGAGAUGCAAGAAAAGCCCCAAAGACUCCCCUCCGGCGGAAAAAGAAAGUGUCUGCGCAACCCGGUGAUUCAGAGAAGCCUCUCUCGACCGAACUCGAAGCCAAUGAUCCAGAAGAGCUAGCAAAAUUCAUUGAUUAUAUUGCAGGAGAAACAUUCAACUCCCUGCCAGAGGAAGUUCAAUCACUCUCCUAUGCGACUGUUCAAAGCAACAGUGGUCUUGCAGACAAAUACGUUGACCCACUACCACUCUCAACGCUCGACAGAUUAACCGCAACGGUGCCGUUAUCAGUAUCUGAAUCACUCUCUGUCUACGGCCUCAUACCAGACCCAUCUGACUUCCCAACAUUCUUGAACCCAAUUCUCACCGGGUAUAUCUCUGUUGUGCAGGCCGGUCCGCCCAACUGGCCCAGUACGCGGGCCUCGGCAUGCGAAAUAUGUGAACGCGAUUGGAUCCCCUUAACAUACCACCAUCUAAUACCGCGAGAGGUACAUGCCAAAGUGCUCAAGAGGAAGUGGCAUGAGGAAUGGAUGUUGAACAGUGUCGCCUGGCUUUGCAGAGCUUGCCAUUCCUUCGUUCACAAGAUGGCUUCUAAUGAAGAGCUGGCAAAGGAGUGGUAUACUGUUGAGCGGAUUUUGCAAAGGGAGGAUGUCCAGGGCUGGGCAAAAUGGGUCGCUAGAAUCCGGUGGAAAGCAAAAUGA
This is a messenger RNA of Blastomyces gilchristii SLH14081, 774 nucleotides long. RefSeq lists its product as uncharacterized. The record is from RefSeq and is a predicted model, not a curated record. The coding region runs from base 1 to 774 and encodes 257 amino acids. The transcript has 2 exons. NCBI's taxonomy places the organism in Eukaryota, Fungi, Ascomycota, Eurotiomycetes, Onygenales, Ajellomycetaceae.